UCCAGAGGAAUUCGACACAUGCUCUGACCAGAUGGAUGAAAGUGACGCCACCUGACGACGCAAUUCCGUUGAAGCGGCGAACUCGCUUGACGCGAUUGUCCCCCCGCCAUGUUCGGCCUCGUGGCGCUGUGGAAUGCCAUGGAGACACUCGUCCUCCUUACCGGUCAUGGCGGAGACGACCGCCGACAUCCUCCAUCCCACGAAGAAGACCACGUCGUCGUCGUCGCGCCGUCUGCCAUGCCAGAGUCGACCGCGCCACUUCUCUUGGUUGCCAUCCCCACGGUGGCCCCAACACCAGCUCCUACGUCCACAAUCAAGACCAACUCGAUUGGCGCGUACAAAUCGAACCUCCCUGUUGGUCCAAUGCCCACGGCACCCGUGACAAAACCCAUCCCGACAUUGACGACGUGCAACGGCGCACGGACAGCCAAGCCUGGCGAGACCGUGUUUAUCACGAUCGACGACGGUCCCGCUGCAUCCGGUCGAGCCAACAUUUUGAUGGCGAUGCACCAGCUCAACACAGCACGCACUGGACCCCCACCGGUCUACUUGACGUUCUUUGAGAGCGGGUACAACUUUUGCGGCGACACGACAAACACCAUCUCGAAGCUGCAGUGCACUCCCGACGUCUUCGACAACGCGACGGCGCGCAUGGUGUGGACCGUCAAAGCUGGGCAUGCCCUGGGCGCGCACUCGGACACGCAUUUUUACGACGAUGGCGCAUCCAAUUGCAACUACAUCAAGACAAAUGCGGCUACCGUGAUCGAAGACAGCAUGACGACGUGCGGCAAUACCAUCGCGUCGGAUUUUGUUCGCGGAGCAAAACACGUUGAAAACGCGCUUCAAGCUGCGAAUGCGUGGUCGACGGAUGCGGACAAGGAGCUGCUGGCAAAGGCGAUCCACGAUAUUUGGAGCUACGUGCGCCUGCCGUGCUCGAACGCGUGGAAGUUACCCGGAGGAUUCUCGUUCUCGUCGGGCUUUCGCGCUGUCGACACGCAAGCAGAGCGGGCGGCGCGGCUCGGUGCUGCAGACGACAUGUUUGCAGGGACAUUGCCUUGUCGGAAUCCACUCUACCAAGGCAAACCAUGGAGUUCGUUUGGAUGGGACGCCGAGUGGAAACUUGGUCGCGGCGGGUCGGUGGAUUCGAGUCGGGAGAAAUGCAACGUGGUCCACACGAUCGCCCGCGCAUUUGACCAAAAGGAAAACCGGGGACUCAACAAAAACGCGGUCGUCGUCCUCACACACGACUACUUUUUUGAUACGCUGGACAAAGCGCUGGUGCUCCGCGACGUGAUCCACGAGCUCCAACUACUGGGGUAUUCGUUUAGUACGAUUGACAAAUACAAGUAAGGACGAUCGUUCAAGUUGGACACUGGAUCGUGGUCCAACAACUGCGACGCAGUGCUCCUCAUGAUGCACGGA
Aphanomyces invadans is the source of this 1422-nucleotide messenger RNA. RefSeq lists its product as hypothetical. Lineage: Eukaryota; Oomycota; Saprolegniomycetes; Saprolegniales; Verrucalvaceae. The record is from RefSeq and is a predicted model, not a curated record. The coding region runs from base 109 to 1350 and encodes 413 amino acids. Gene Ontology annotation, biological process: carbohydrate metabolic process. The transcript has a single exon.